Molecule: messenger RNA, 1632 nt
Organism: Phymastichus coffea
Lineage: Eukaryota; Metazoa; Arthropoda; Insecta; Hymenoptera; Eulophidae
Product: cytochrome P450 4C1-like
Exons: 12
Molecular function (GO): iron ion binding; oxidoreductase activity, acting on paired donors, with incorporation or reduction of molecular oxygen; heme binding
Source: RefSeq, a predicted model, not a curated record
AUGGCAGUCACUGAAACUUACAUAUUUUCUUCAGAAAAACAAUGGAGCGUAAUUCGAAAUCUGACGAGAAAAUACUAUCCUACUUUCAAAAUUCAUCUGGGUUUUCAUCGAGUUGUUAUCAGUAUUCGGCACCCGGAUGACGUAGAGCUUCUCUUGACGAACCAAAAAUGUAUUGAUAAAGGUCCUAUGUACAGUUACCUUCAUUCAUGGAUGAAAACUGGUUUGUUAACAAGUAAUGGUGAUAAAUGGCGUACAAGAAGGAAAAUGUUGACGCCGGCAUUCCAUUUUAAUAUCCUUCAAAAAUAUGUGGACAUAACAAACGAAAAUGGUACAAAGUUUGUUGAAGUUUUGAAAUCAGAAGGCCGAAAAACAGUUAAAAGUUUGGUACCUCUAUGUUCAGAAUACACCUUGAGCAUUAUUUUAGAAUCGGCUAUGGGAGUAUCAUUUAACAAUGUUAAUAAAAAAACUGCCGAUGCAUACAAACAAGUAGUUUACGAUAUGGGAAGUGUCAUUGUUUAUAGAAUUAGUCGACCAUAUAUAGCAGAUUGGAUGAUGAAUUCUCUAUGCAAACUAGGAAGAAUGGAAAAGAAAGCUCUCGCAACUCUUCAUAAAUUUACGAAUAGAGUCAUUAAUGAAUGCAAAGAAUAUCACAAGCACACUAAUAACAAGUUCUUAACAGAAGUUUUUAAUAAUGAUGAAUCUAAGUCAGAUGCAGUUUAUUAUGGUUGCAGAAAGAGAUUAUCUAUGCUUGAUCUUUAGUUAUCAGCGCAACAAGAUCAUUUGAUAGAUGAUGAAGGCAUAGAAGAAGAAGUCAAUACUUUCAUGUUUGAAGGUCACAACACAACUGCAAUGUGUAUGACAUUUACUUUAAUGCUUUUAUCCGAGUACCCGGAAAUACAGAAUAAAGCAAGAAGCGAGGUAAAAGAUAUUUUAGAUAAAAAUAAAGGUAACAUUGAAAUGCCGAAUUUGCAUGAAUUUCAAUAUCUUGAAAGAUAUAUUAAAGAAUCACUUCGACUAUAUCCUCCCGUAGCAACUAUCUCACGUAUUGCAUCAGAAAAUUUACCAUUGAAAAAGUACUUAAUCCCAGCUGCUACUGAAGUUAUGUAUCAUUUAUAUGAUAUUCAUAGAGAUCCAAACUUUUGGGAGGAUCUAGAUAAAUUCGAUCCGGACAGAUUUUUACCUGAACGAAUUAAAGUUCGUCAUCCAUAUUCAUACAUACCGUUCAGUGCUGGAUCUCGUAAUUGUAUUGGUCAAAAGUUUGCAAUGAUGGAGUUAAAAUCCUUGAUCGCUCGCAUCUUGCACAACUAUAAAUUAGAACCUAUCGAUCGAAUGGCUGAUAUGGAGUUAUUAAUGGAUAUUGUGAUUCGUCCAUAUAAAUCAAUCCACACAAAAUUUAUCAGGAUUGAUGAUUGAUUUUAAUUAUCUUAAUUUAAUCAUAUUUAUGAUUUCAUGUGUUAAAACGUAGUUUUUAUUAUCAUUGCUGCAGUCAGAGAAAUGGAUUUAUCUUUAAUUGGUUUUGAUCAUUCAGUUUUCUCAUUUAUAAAUGAAAUAUGACUUUAGAAAGAGAUAAUUUGGUAAAAACAUUUUUUUUAUUAAUAGGAGCAUUUUAUUUGUAAUCGAAACCAUUUAACA